Messenger RNA from Paramisgurnus dabryanus, 639 nucleotides. It is a transcript of the gene ccl20b, whose product is annotated as chemokine (C-C motif) ligand 20b. The record is from RefSeq and is a predicted model, not a curated record. Gene Ontology annotation, biological process: immune response. Gene Ontology annotation, molecular function: chemokine activity. Gene Ontology annotation, cellular component: extracellular region. Lineage: Eukaryota; Metazoa; Chordata; Actinopteri; Cypriniformes; Cobitidae.
AGAGUAUAAAUGAGAACACGCUUGUAAACUACUGCAUUCAGGAUUUUGAAUCUGCUCUGAUUGGAUUUAUUCACUUUUAACAGAACACUUCUCUCAAGCUCUUUUAAAGCCAACGAUGAUGACUGUCAAAAUCUGCACAUUGGGCUUCAUCUUGUGUGGAGUCUUCAUCAUGGAAACAGAGGCAGCAAAGUGUUGUCUCACCUAUAGCCAGCGAGAAAUACCCUGUCGAAGACUGAAAGGCUACGAUAUCCAGGGUAUCACUGGGAGAUGUGACAUGCCUGCAAUUAUCUUUCACAGACUGGGAGGAAAAUUAAUAUGCGCAGACCCGGCAGAACAUUGGACUCAAGAAAGAGUCAAAUGCCUGAAGUUGCGGGCAGCAGGAAUGAAGACUGGCAAAACCUAUUUGGUGUGAAAGUGCAAAAAGAGGCCAGAAGAUGUUUUAUGAUAUUAUAAAGUCUUAUAUUUUUGUACUUUAGCCUAAAGAAAAAUAAUAUUAUAUACCAGUUUUAUUCGUACUUUCUUGUGCAUUUCUGGGGGGGAUAUCGGAAUAUGUUACUUAACUUAAAAGAUUAAUUAUCUCAAGCUUACCUCAAUAAUGAUAAAUAUUGAUAAUAAAUAAAUGUGUUCUAUGUUUUACAA